GUGGAAAUCCGAGCUAGCUCAACUCAACUGCAUGAUCCAUCUCUUUCACACUCUCUCUCUCUCUCUCUCUCUCUCUCUCUCUCUUCAUUUUAUUCGGACAGCAGAGAAAGGAGAAAGAAAUUAGAAAAUGCUGCAAUGUCCCAAACAAACAUUUGCUAGGCUUUUCUACAAUGUCUCCUCCUCCUUCUUCCUCCUCCUCCUCUUCUUCCACUUCACCUCCAUAUUCCUCGCCAAUCUCUUCAUCUUUUUCGGCGGCAACCCCUUCUACCAACGGAAUCAAGAAGGGUGCGAAUUCGGGGCGUUCUCCGACGAGGAGGAGGCGGAGGAGGAGGAGGACGUGUACGGCGGCUCCAAGGCGGUGGAGGAGAAAUUAGGGGUGGCGGCGCCGCCGGAUGUGUAUGUCGGGAAUAAUUAUGGAUAUAAUAAUUCGGUCCUAAGAGAUCCUUACGAGUCUCCUCCGAGUGAAGAAGAAAGCUCCGGCGCCAGUGAAACUUCCGGUUAUAGCACGCCGGCAGCCACCGAAUAUGACGAGGAGGAGAAGAUUCUUGUGGAGGAUACUGACACGUCAUCAGAUCCCGACGACCCCACGAGGACAAGAUCAUUCAGCGCCGCCGCGACGACAAGACGUGGCGGCGAAGAAGAAGAUUCAGAGUUCCUGGUAUUCCAACCCUCGAAAUCCCAAGGCAAAAAGCUGGUGCACGAGAUCAUUAGCCAUAGCCGCAAAUUAGAAGACGAUGAGGAGAUCUACGGCGAUACCUUCACCGUCGGAUCGACCUCGAAAGAUUCCUCGGAAUGGCGAAGCAGCUCCAUAAAAGAUUCCGCCACGGACGACCCCUUCUCAUCGUCUUCGCGACGCAGCACCUGCCCCAAAUGGGAAUCCUACGCUGUCUUCCACAAGUACGACGAAGAAAUGCUCUUCUUCGACAGAAUCACCGCCCAGAAACUCCACGAAACUGAGUCGCUGAAAUCCAUAGAAAUGUAUCCGAGGUCGUUGUCGGAGAGAAUAGUGCAGAAGCUGAGAACGAGGAGCAGAAGAUCAACGUCGUCGAUGGAAUUCCGACAGAAUCCGUACCACGAAUUGGAGUCCGCUUACGUGGCGCAGAUCUGUCUGACGUGGGAAGCCUUAAACUGGAACCUCAAGUACUUCCAGCGGCUCCGGGCGUCGCGUCGCGAGUUCGAUCCAGGGUGUCCGGCAUGCGUGGCGCAGCAAUUUCAGCAGUUCCAGGUUCUCUUACAGAGGUACGUCGAGAACGAGCCCUACGAGAAUGGCAGAAGGCCCGAAAUCUACGCCCGGAUGCGGAGCCUCGCGCCCAAGUUGCUUCAGGUGCCCGAAUAUCGAGACUGUGAAGAGGAGGAGGAGGAGGGGCAGAGCACGAGCAGGAGCACGAGAAUUCCGUCGAGUUCGUUUCUGGUAAUAAUGGAGGAGUCAAUUCGGACGUUCAUGAGCUUCCUCAAACAGGACAAGAAGAGCCGGUGCGAGAUGUUGGCCGACUUCUUCCUCCGGCGCCGCCGCGGCACCGCCGACGGGACUCUGCUGUGCUUACUGAAGAAAGUAAACAAGAAGAAAAAAGCCAAGUUGAAGGAGAUCCGGCGGUCGGGGAAGUGUUGUCAGCUGCGGAUGAGGCGGCGGCGGCGGCUGAGGGCGGAGGAGGAGCUGGAGAUUCUGAUGGCGAUGAUUGACCUGAAAGUGGUGUCGAGAGUGCUGAGAAUGGCGGAGAUCAACGGUGAGCAGCUCCACUGGUGCGAAAACAAGAUGGGCAGAGUCAGGGUCGCUGACGGCAAACUUCACAGAGACUCCGCGCCGCUCUUCUUCCCGGCGCACUAACCUCACCUCACAAGCUAUAUAAUAUAUAUAUAUAUAUAUAUUAUUAAAUUAUAAUUAUAAAAGCAGAUCGAGAAGGGAUGACUAGAUGCUGAUGUCCCGGAUGGAUGGAUGGAUAUUCACUAUAUGUACAAAGCUGCUGCCUGCCUGCCUGCCUGGUCUCUGCUAACGAUACAUUCUUUUUUUUUUUUCUUUUCUUUUCUUUUUUCUUUUUUCUUUUUUCUUUAUCUAGGGGUUGUAUAUAGAUAUGCUAUAUAAUACGUAGAGGAGAUGUGUAUGCAUUUUGUUGUGUUGGUGGAAUGAUGAUGAUGAUUCAAUCAUUCUGCAGGGAGCAGUCUUUGUGAGUAAUAAGUAAUUAUUUUAAUAAAGCAAGAAAAGUAAUA
Andrographis paniculata is the source of this 2205-nucleotide messenger RNA. RefSeq lists its product as uncharacterized. The record is from RefSeq and is a predicted model, not a curated record. The transcript has 6 exons. Bases 128 to 1825 code for a protein of 565 amino acids. Lineage: Eukaryota; Viridiplantae; Streptophyta; Magnoliopsida; Lamiales; Acanthaceae.